AUGUUGACAGCUAUGCUCUUGGCUGCUCUCAUUCUUAUUACAGUACAUUCGCAGGAAACUGAGGAAACCAUAACGUACACGCAAUGCACAGAUGGCUAUGAAUGGGAUCCUGUUAGGCAACGGUGCAAAGAUAUUGAUGAAUGUGAAAUAGUCCCAGAUGCAUGUAAAGGUGGGAUGAAAUGUGUUAACCACUAUGGAGGAUACCUCUGUCUACCUAGAACAGCACAAAUUAUUGUAAAUGAGCGAGAAGAAGCAGCAGCUGAAUCCACUAGUGGUCGAAACAACGUAAUUCGACGGACUCCAGCUGAUCCUCACCGUCCCCCUCCAAACCCAACUCAUCAAAUUCAGUGUGCAGCUGGGUAUGAGCAAAGUGAUCACAAUGUGUGCCAAGAUAUAGAUGAAUGUGCAACUGGAACCCAUAAUUGUAGAGCUGACCAAGUAUGUGUCAAUUUAAGAGGGUCCUUUAGCUGCCAGUGUCCUCCAGGCUAUCAGAAACGAGGGGACCAAUGUGUUGACAUCGACGAAUGCACCCUGCCUCCAUAUUGCCACCAUCGAUGUGUGAACACUCCUGGUUCCUAUUAUUGCCAGUGCAAUGCCGGUUUCCAGUUAGCAUCCAACAACCACACCUGUGUAGACAUAAACGAGUGUGAUGCCAAUAACCCAUGUGCACAACAGUGUUACAAUAUACUGGGUUCUUUCAUCUGUCAGUGUAAUCCAGGAUUUGAGUUAAGCAGUGACAGAAUCAACUGUGAAGACACUGAUGAAUGCAGAACCUCAAGUUAUAUAUGUCAAUAUCAGUGUGUCAAUGAACCAGGAAAAUUCUCAUGCGUCUGCCCUGAAGGAUACCAGGUAGUAGGAGGCAGAACAUGUCAAGAUAUAAAUGAGUGCGAGACUACUAAUGAAUGCAGAGAGGAUGAAAUUUGCUGGAAUUACCAUGGUGGAUUUCGUUGCUACCCAAGAAAUCCUUGUCAAGAACCCUAUGUCCUUACAUCUGAGAACCGCUGUGUCUGCCCUGUAUCAAAUGCCAUUUGCCGAGAGCUGCCCUACUCUGUGGUGUACAAAUACAUGAGCAUCCGUUCAGACAGAACAGUGCCCUCUGAUAUCUUCCAGAUUCAGGCAACCACGAUUUACCCUAAUACUAUUAACACAUUCCGGAUCAAGUCUGGAAAUGAAAACGGAGAAUUUUACCUGAGACAAACAAGCGCCGUAAGUGCAAUGCUGGUACUGGUGAAAUCACUAUCAGGACCAAGAGAACACAUUGUGGAUCUGGAGAUGCUAACAGUCAACAGUUUGAAUUAUCGUACAAGCUCAGUGUUAAGAUUAACAAUAAUAGUGGGACCGUACGCAUUUUAGUGGUUUUCAGUAACCCUUCACUGGCACUUAAAGGAGCCAAAGGAUAUUCUCUUAAAGCACUUACUAUUUUAUUUAUAGAUUUCGCUCUCUUUUUUUAACAUUUGUUUAGUGAAUUGAUAUCUUUAACCCACACGUUACACCUAUAAUUCAAAAGUAGUAGAUGUGUUCCAUAGUAGAACAUGGGCAUUGUCACUUUCUGUAUAAAGAUUUAAAUCUUUUUUUAUUACCUUUCUUGGACUAGAUACAUACUACGCUUUUCUAUGAGAACUAUAUGUUCAUACUAUUCUGUAAAACUUCACACACUCUUCCUAGCCAAAUAGGUCAUGCAAUUAAAAGGUGAUCUUCUGUGUUGUUUUUAUUUUAAGUUCUAACAUAGCUACACUGACAAUCUCCAAAAGAAUUAUAUAGUAUGAAUGAUAUGCAAAGUAACCGUUAUCUGAUAAGCUAAAAUAUAUUUCUGCUUUUUAACUACUUUAACAAAAGAUAACAGUCA
Opisthocomus hoazin is the source of this 1846-nucleotide messenger RNA. The record is from RefSeq and is a predicted model, not a curated record. Lineage: Eukaryota; Metazoa; Chordata; Aves; Opisthocomiformes; Opisthocomidae.